UGAAUCGUGGGUUUUAUUUAUUUUUUUUUCCCCCUCCUCCUUCCCACCUCCACCCCGAAAGACGUUAUCGCACGAGAAAGCGAAAGAACACCCUCAACAGAGCUGUCCCCCGCGGGUCCGCCGGGGCACGCAAGCAGGCCGCCCCGCGCGGGCGGGCGCGGACGAGGACAGGCCCGAGGCGGCGGCAGCAGCGGUGCGGGGCGGCGGGGCGCGGGGCGGCGGCGGCGGGGCGGUGCGGCGCCCUGGCGAAGCCGGUUCGCGAGGAAGGGAGGGGGAGGGAGGAGCGGGCGGGGAGGGAGCGAGGGAGGGGGAGGAGGUAGCGGCUGGCAGGCGGGGGAGGGAAGGAGGGAGGGAGCGAGGAGUUCCCGGGGGCUCGGUACGGCGCUGCGCUUCCCCCCCACCCCCUCCUCCUCCUCCCCCCGCCCGCUCGCGCCCGCCCGCCGCUGUCCCCGCGCUGCCUGGCCGGGGCUCAGGCCGCCGCCGCCGCCGAGCCGAGGUGGGGCCGGGCCCUGCCGUUGCCGUUGCCGGGCGCUGCGCAGGUUUGGAACGCGCGCCAUUUUGUGAGCGAUAGAAAAUCCAGCCCGGCCAGGAAGCGCCGCGGAUCCGCCCGCCGGGCCGGGCCCCCCCCUCUUCGCCGCCCAGAGAGGAAGGCGCGGAGCGGACAGACCCUACGGCCGGUGCCCCCCGCGCCCCGAGCGGCACCGGCACCGCCGCCAGCCGUGCGGGCCCGAGCGCGGCGGGGCGGCCGGACUGCGGAGCGCACAAGAGGGAGGCGCUGCCGCGCCGGGGCCCCGGCCGAGGCCGGGGGAAGCGCUCGCUCCUCGCCCUGCUUGCGCCCGCCGCCCGAGGGAAGAGGCCUCGACCGGGAGAAGCCGGGCCGGAGCGCAGGGCCCGCCGCCCCCCACACGGUAUUUGCUACUGGACUCCCCCUGUCCCCCGCACCCCCGCAGGAUGAUAUGAGACUUGAAAGAAGACGAUGCAUACAGGAGGAGAGACUUCAGCAUGCAAACCUUCAUCUGUUCGGCUUGCACCAUCGUUUUCAUUCCAUGCUGCUGGCCUUCAGAUGGCUGGACAGAUGUCCCAUUCACAUCAGCAGUAUAGUGAUCGUCGGCAGCAGAACAUAAAUGACCAACAGGUUUCUGCCUUAUCAUAUGCUGACCAGAUUCAGCAACCUUUAACAUUAACAAACCAGAGGCGGAUGCCCCAAACGUUCCGUGAUCCAGCCACUGCUCCAUUGAGGAAACUCUCCGUGGAUUUGAUCAAAACAUACAAGCAUAUUAAUGAGGUUUACUAUGCAAAAAAAAAACGGCGGCAUCAGCAGGGCCAAGGAGAUGAUUCCAGUCAUAAAAAGGAGAGAAAAGUUUACAAUGAUGGCUAUGAUGAUGACAACUAUGACUAUAUUGUAAAAAAUGGGGAGAAGUGGAUGGAUCGUUAUGAAAUUGACUCUUUAAUAGGCAAAGGCUCCUUUGGACAGGUUGUAAAGGCUUAUGAUCGAGUGGAACAGGAGUGGGUGGCUAUCAAAAUAAUAAAAAACAAGAAGGCUUUCUUAAACCAAGCCCAGAUUGAAGUGCGACUGCUCGAGCUUAUGAACAAACAUGACACUGAGAUGAAGUACUAUAUAGUGCAUUUGAAGCGCCACUUCAUGUUUCGAAACCACCUCUGCUUAGUCUUUGAAAUGCUGUCCUACAAUCUGUAUGAUCUGUUGCGGAACACCAACUUUAGAGGUGUCUCAUUGAACCUGACACGAAAAUUUGCACAGCAGAUGUGCACUGCACUGCUUUUUCUGGCAACUCCUGAACUGAGUAUCAUUCACUGUGACCUAAAACCUGAGAAUAUCCUGCUCUGUAACCCCAAACGAAGCGCUAUCAAGAUUGUUGAUUUUGGCAGUUCGUGUCAACUUGGGCAGAGGAUAUACCAAUAUAUCCAGAGUCGUUUUUAUCGAUCACCAGAGGUGCUACUGGGAAUGCCUUAUGAUCUUGCAAUUGAUAUGUGGUCCCUUGGGUGUAUUUUAGUUGAGAUGCACACUGGAGAGCCUCUUUUUAGCGGGGCAAAUGAGGUGGAUCAAAUGAAUAAAAUAGUGGAAGUUUUGGGGAUACCACCUACCCACAUCCUUGACCAAGCACCAAAAGCAAGAAAGUUCUUUGAGAAGUUGCCAGAUGGCACUUGGAACUUGAAGAAGACCAAAGAUGGAAAAAGGGAAUACAAACCACCCGGAACUCGGAAACUUCACAAUAUACUAGGAGUUGAAACAGGAGGACCAGGUGGACGUCGUGCUGGGGAAUCGGGUCAUACUGUAGCUGACUACUUGAAGUUCAAAGACCUCAUCUUAAGGAUGCUUGAUUAUGACCCUAAGACACGAAUUCAACCUUAUUAUGCCCUACAGCAUAGUUUCUUUAAGAAAACAGCAGACGAAGGUACAAACACAAGUAACAGUGUGUCUACGAGUCCUGCCAUGGAGCAGUCACAAUCUUCAGGAACCACCUCUAGUACGUCUUCAAGCUCAGGUGGGUCUUCUGGAACAAGCAACAGUGGAAGGGCGCGGUCAGACCCCACACACCAGCAUCGACAUAGUGGUGGACACUUCACUGCUGCUGUUCAAGCUAUGGACUGUGAAACACACAGCCCGCAGGUUCGACAACAGUUUCCUCCUCCAAUUGGUUGGACAGCCACUGAAGCUCCUACACAGGUCACUGUUGAAAAUCAUCCAGUUCAAGAAACCACCUUCCAUGUAACCCCUCAACAACAGAAUGCAUUACAUCAUCAUCACGGAAAUAGCUCUCACCACCACCACCAUCACCACCACCACCACCACCAUCAUGGACAGCAAGCCUUGGGUAGCCGGACCAGGCCGAGAGUCUACAAUUCUCCAACAAACAGCUCCUCCACCCAGGAUUCUAUGGAGGUGGGCCACAGUCACCACUCCAUGACAUCCCUGUCUUCCUCAACUACUUCUUCCUCUACAUCUUCCUCCUCUACUGGUAACCAAGGCAAUCAGGCCUAUCAGAACCGCCCAGUGGCUGCUAAUACCUUGGACUUUGGACAAAAUGGAGCUAUGGACAUGAAUUUAACAGUCUACUCUAAUCCGCGCCAAGAAACUGGCAUAGCUGGACAUCCAACAUACCAGUUUUCUGCUAAUACAGGUCCUGCUCAUUACAUGACUGAAGGACACCUUGCAAUGAGGCAAGGAAUUGAUAGAGAAGAGUCUCCCAUGACAGGAGUUUGUGUUCAGCAAAGUCCUGUGGCUAGCUCGUGACUAAACUGAAAUUAACUUUGUUUCUUGUGUGUUUUUAUAGAAGUGGUGUUUUUCCAAAAACAAAGUGCAAAGCUGCUUGAAUCAGAAGGAGAUAAACUCACUGAACCGCUACAGGAGGGCAAAGCUGACUAUUUUUUUAAACUUGAAAAGAUUGCAAAGGGACAAUGAAGUUUUUUUUGUUGGUUUUUUUUUGGGGGGGGCGGGGGUUGGUUGGUUUCUUUUUCUAAGAGGCAUGUCUUGGACCCACCUUAACAGAUAGCUUAGUGGUGUUCACCUUUUGCUUCCCUCAUCUUAACUUGCCACAAUCUAGUCAUAGUUUGGUUUUUUGGGGAGGGUUUUUUGUUUUUUUUUGUCUCAUUCAGCAGGGGUUAUUGUUCAAAUGUUAGUUGUAGUUGCAAACUAGUUUCUUUUAAAAGGCAUUGCACAUGAUUUAUAAAAAGGCCCUUUGAAGUUUUUGGGUGGGAGGGGAGUGAGUAAUAUAUAUAUAUUUUUUUUUUUUUUUAGUUCCCCAAACAAACAUGGGCACAGAAAUGCAGUACUGUAAGAAAGAGGGACCUUCAGAUUACACAAAUAUAUAUUCUUCAGCUGUAAAAAGGGACGGUUGUAAUGGAGUUUGUAAGGCACAUUAAGCAUGCUAAGUGGCGGUGAUCAGAACUCUCCUUUUCUGAAUCUACUGAGGAUCAAAGCAGCAAUUGUAAUGGGAUUCUGUGGGUCUCAUAUUUUGCAGACCACAGUCAGUUAGUAUUGAAAUAUGACUGGUUUCAUAACUGAGGUGCACUGAGAAGCAAUCAACGGGUCGGUCCUGGCCAGUCCUGGGGAGGUCUAAGUGGUGGUCUUUGGGAUAACCUUUGGCCUUAUGGAUUUGGACUCUUAAGUUAGAAGAGCCUACCAUUUCAGAUGCAAUCACUUUUGGACAUGCUUUUGCAGACAGUCCUUAAUGCUGAAAACACAGAGAAUGGGUAAUUCAAGAGGCCUUUCUUUUAAAAUAGACUUUUGUGACCCACUUAUUGUAAGGUAUUGCAAGGUCACUUUGCGUGUGUCAUAAAGUUGACUUCCUUAUUGGUUGAAGGUCACAGGAGUAGUGGUUUGCGUUUGAUGGAAAUAGCUACAACUGUGUCCCUUCCUGCUUUUUUCUUUUUUCUUUUGCUUUUUCUCGGCACGUGGUUUCUCCACCAUUACUUCUGCACAAAGACGUCUUCUGUUCAUCCUGAACAUUUAUAAAAAAUGCAGAAUUUUAUGUGACUGCUUUUUUGCCUCACAAUUAUGCUGUGAAUUUUACAAAAAUUUAUUUUCUUUUUUGAUAAUUUAUUGUACCAAAGCUGUUUUUAUAGCACAUAGAUGUCUGUAACCAAUAAUGUAGCAGUUCUGCACUUUGACACAAGGUGUAACUAGACCAUUUUUAAAUGUCAGUUGAAAAUUACGGCUGUACUAUUGCUUAAACAAAACUGGAACUGUUGUUGAAUUCAUAGCCAAUACAUUACAGCAAUCUGUGUACUGAACAUAAUAGAUUGACAUCUACUUUGAGACUAUAACAUCUGUUGCAUUAUAAAUGUGUUCAGGCUUCUGAAGGUAAAAGGGACACUAGAUCCAGAAGCUAUGAAACCAGCAGUUGAUUCUUGUAUUCCUUAUUAACGUAAUUGUAAACUUGAAGGCAAGACCUUGAUUGCAUGAACAGGUCCAAAAUAAUAGUCUGAGUAAAGCAAAACACUCACGUGAGACCUGAGGUUAGCAGGCUGUAUUUAACAGGUGCCUAAUUUUUGGGUAAUGCUGCCUUAAUAUAACACAGUCAGCUUGGCAGUUGCAAAAUUUAGGGGCCCAUUCAGAGACUUAUUUUAUGAAAAGUAAAAGCUCCGUGAAGAACAUUCGAAAGGAUCAGGGUAAUUCAUUGAUUGCCCAUCCCAGAUUAACAUUGUUUGCCCAUUAUGUAUUACAGAAGCAGUGAUCUACCUCUGCCAGUAAGCCCUUUUAAAAGCCAAUUUAGCAGAAAAUUCAGAGUUCAUACUGGUCUAUUCCAUGUGGCUAAGUCAUUUUUUCAGACUAAAAGGUGGAAUUUUUUUAUACUUACAGUGGCAACGCAGCAGCUGACUACCAUGUAAAUGGGAUUGACUAUUUGGGAUUACCAUUUUUUUGUAAAUCAUGGUAUUUUUUUUAAAUCAAGCAAUCCAUAUUUCUUUUGUAUUGACACGUCAACCCUGUGGAUGAAAGUGUUUUUUUUUUUUUUUCUGUUUUCUUUUUGGUUUUAUUUUUAAACUCAGUAAUUCAGAGGAGUUUACAGGAUUUGGAAGGCUGUCACCUUAGAAACAGGAUGCUGAGUUUAGCAAUAUAAAAAGGAAUGCAGUACUUACUGCUGUCUAGGAAUAUAAGGGUAAUAUGAAAUCUGGGUAACUUUUGUGUGCGCAGGUUGCCACACCUUAGCAAGCACCAAAAAAUAAAGCAGUUUAAAAAAAAACUACAUAAAGAAGAAAUCAUAAAAUCCAGUGCUUCUGCAUACUGUGUUAUGUUACAGUCCAGUUUUGUGUGCUUUACUACACAGUUUGGUUACAGGACUUCUGUGCAUUGUAAACAUAAACAGCAUGGAAAAGGUUAAAUACCUGUGUUCAGAUUGUAAGAUCUAGUCCGGACUUGCUGUGUAUAUUGUAACGUUAAAUGAAAAGACAAGCCCUUUGUAUUAUAGUCAUGCAGUCUUAUGUAUGAUAAACAGUUGAAUAAUUUGUCCUCA
Messenger RNA from Falco peregrinus (peregrine falcon), 5972 nucleotides. It is a transcript of the gene DYRK1A, whose product is annotated as dual specificity tyrosine phosphorylation regulated kinase 1A. The transcript is spliced from 12 exons. Gene Ontology annotation, biological process: protein autophosphorylation; peptidyl-threonine phosphorylation; positive regulation of DNA-templated transcription. Gene Ontology annotation, molecular function: protein serine/threonine/tyrosine kinase activity; transcription coactivator activity; protein serine/threonine kinase activity. Gene Ontology annotation, cellular component: nucleus. The record is from RefSeq and is a predicted model, not a curated record. The coding region runs from base 977 to 3253 and encodes 758 amino acids. NCBI's taxonomy places the organism in Eukaryota, Metazoa, Chordata, Aves, Falconiformes, Falconidae.